CUCGACCCGAAACGUCGCCUACUCCUUUUCUCCAUAGAUGCUGCCUCACCCGCUGAGUUUCUCCAGCAUUUUCUGUCCACCCCAGAGUAAAGAGCAGAUCAUUUUGUUUUCGUGACAACAGCCGAGGAAUACACGUUGACAGGCUUUUAUGUGUCGGCCCUACUUUGAAAUAAUGUCUCUGUAACUUUUAUGCCCACAUGAAAAACCAAAGGACAGAUAGGUAUGGUAACAGCACAGUCUUUUACCCAGAGUAAAUCUAGAAUCAGAGAGCAUAGGUUUAGGUGAGAGGGGAAAGAUUUAAUAGGAACCUGAGGGACAACUUUUUCUAUGCAAAGCAUGGUGGAUACAUGGAAUGAGCUGCCACUCAUAUAUUAACGUUAUUAUCCACAUCUAAAGAUGGCUAAAUUGCUUCUGAAAAUUACUCACUAGAUAACACUUCAACAUAACUAAAUUUGAUAUCGCCUUACCUAAAAUUGAAGAAGGGUCCUAACCCAAAACAUCACCUAUCCAUGUCCUCCAGAAAUGCUGCCUGACCUGCUGAGUUACUUCAGACACUUUUUGUCUGUUUUUCAAACCAGCAUCUCCAGUUCCUUGUUUCUCCAUUAUCUUGAAAAGAGUUGGCGUAAAAAGUGAAGAACGUCACUUUUGAGAGCAUCUUCAUGGGAAACAAGUCAUUGCAACCUUCUCAAGAGCGAUCAGGGAGAGAUACUAAAUUCCAACCUUGCGAAUGACACUCAAAACCCAUUAAUUUAGUGUGGCACAGUGAUGAAGUGGUAGAGUUGCUGCCUCACAGCACCAGGGACCCGGGUUCGAUCCUGACUACGGGUGCUGUCUGUAUGGAGAUUGCAGGUUCUCCCUGUGGCCAUGUGGGCUUUCUCCGGGUGCUCCGGUUUCCUCCCACACUCCAGAGACAUACAGGUUUGUAGGUCAAUUGGCUUUGUUAAAACAAUUCUAAAUUGUCCCUAGUGUGUAGGAUAGUGCUAGUGUACGGGGGAAUCACCGGUUAGCCUGAGCUCAGUGGGCAAAAAGGCCUGUUUCUGCCCACAAGUCAAAACUAAAGUCUAAAGACAAAUUAAAAUUAAAAAUCAUAUCAGGUAUUAUCACCAUUGCCGUUAUUACAAUUUUUUUUUACAACAUUCACUUUGGUGACAACUGGAGAGAAAACUGAAAGGUUGCAAAAUUAUUAUGUGCAUGCCAGCCACUGGUCUUAUCGUUUUAAUAAACUGAAUGUACCCGACUUAAUGAAGAAUAUUGCUGUGGCAGCAGGCUCCAAUGUGGCUGCAAAGUAGCUAAAUAUUGCCUCAUGUGGAUGCUCUAAGUCAACACUAUUGAUUCUGUCCUUACUGUGUGUGUCAGGUAUUUACUUUACUGCUGACCUUAUUUUGGCUCAUUGCCAUCUGGCCAUCAACACAGUCCACUGAUCUGUGGGGGAGGUAAAAAAAUUAUGUAUUAAGGAAAGAAUGGGACAUUUGGAAUGCCAUGUUGAUCAACCAGUGGUCAGAAGAUAUCCCAUGAAACCGAAGUUGUGUAGAAUAAUUUCUAUUUGCCACUUCCACUAUCCCAUCUGGACACGAGACGAUUCAGAAAAUAUUCGGUAGAAAAGGCUUCGUAACAAAAUGUGCAGACCAGUGGAAACUUGCUUUGUCUUGGUUAUUGCUUGUCUGAGAUUCAUUUCACCGCUGGGAACAAAAUCAGAGUUACUACCAGAGGGGCAAACAUAUAACGAAAAUGUCUCAUGUCCUCGAAUGUGCACCUGCAUUUUUGAUGACUACAGUGAAGAAUUGAAUGUCUAUUGCAGUUCUCAUAAUCUUACCAGCAUUCCCAAAGAUGUACCGAUUAACACCAAAACCAUUUGGUUUGAUUGCAACAACUUCACAGUUCUUCCAUCCCAUAUGUUCAGAAACAUGUCAAAUCUGGACUUCCUGAACCUGGAGAAAGGCCAUAUCGUUACCAUCGAGCCACACGCCUUCUACGGCCUGAACCAUCUAGUUCACCUCCAUUUAGAAAGGAACAAACUGAAAAGUCUGGCACCAAAUGUGUUUCUUCACACUCCGUUUCUUGGCUCGCUUAGUCUGAACAACAACAAUUUUGGCAAAAUCGAGGAAGCAUUAUUUUCUGUCCUCGCCCAUCUCUGGUACCUGAACCUGGGUUGGAAUAACCUUGCUGUGCUGCCCACGGCAAGCUUUCAUAACUUGUCCCAGUUAAAGGAGCUUAUUUUGGCCGGAAAUAGGUUGAUUUACCUGCAGCCACAACUUUUUAGCAGCUUGACAGAACUGAAGGAACUUGACCUGUCUGGAAACUUGCUGAGGAUCAUAAAGAGGAACAUCUUUGUGAAACUGCAAAAGCUUCAGAAACUUUAUUUGAGCUACAAUCAAAUCAGCACCAUCGUGCCCAGAGCUUUCAUGGGGAUGAAAUCUCUCAGGUGGUUGGACUUGUCCCACAAUCGCAUUGCCAUAUUACACGAAGAAACAUUCUCUGGGCUCCUAAACCUCCAUGUGCUUCGAAUGCUCAACAAUUCCAUCACAGGCUUAAAGCACAGGACAUUCAAAGAACUCCAGUUUCUGCAGGAACUCCAAUUUGGCUCCAACAAGAUCAAAAGCCUUCCUGAAAAUAUAUUUGAUGGCCUGGUCCAUUUGGAGAUCCUCACACUGAAUAACAAUCAGAUACAGGAGAUUAAACCAGGGGCAUUUGUUGGUCUUUGCGAUGUAGCUGUACUUAAUCUAUCGAGCAACUCUCUAAGGAACUUACCAGAAUAUACCUUUAAAGGUCUGCCUCAUCUUCAUAGCUUGCAUUUAGAAAAUAAUGCAAUCACUAGAAUUUUACCAAACACAUUUUCUGGAUUGAUCAGCCUUCGAAGACUCUUCUUGCAAAAGAAUCAUAUUUCAGUUAUUGAUAACCGGAGCCUCAGUGAUCUACGAGAGCUUUUGGAACUGGAUUUCAGGUACAAUAAACUGAUACAGCUCUCCCCCCAUGCAUUUACAGGAAUAUCAAAGCUGGAAUAUCUUCUGUUAAAGAGCAAUAAACUUGCACACAUUCCCGACGUCACCUUUCAGCCCCUCCAGCAACUCUCCUGGCUUGAUUUAUCGGAAAACUUUAUUGAGUUUUUCUACAAUCAUACUUUUAAGCCUCUGACCAGGUUAAAAUACCUGAACCUCGAGAGCAAUUCUCUAAGGAACUUCUCCGUCCAAUUUUUGAAACAGUCAUCAGAACUCGAACAGUUGCUACUGGAUGGAAACAAGUGGCAUUGCGACUGCUUGCUGAAGUUUCUCAGGGAUUACUGUUUGGAGAACCCCCAAGUGGUACCCCGCUACUUUCAAUCAACCAUAGAAAAAGAUGAAAGUCAUACAACGGUGUAUACAUACAAUAACAUCUCAUGUGCAAGCCCGCAAGCUAUUGCUAGUACAGACCUGAGAGACAUCAGUGAGGACUAUUUUGUUAACUGCUAACGUCAAGUGCACUAUGUGAGCCUGCCUACAAUUAUUACACAUAUUAUUCAAAUAGCUAUAUCAUGAUUGCUGUAUCUCUCACAAGCACAUACUAUAUACUACUACAACAACAA
Messenger RNA from Leucoraja erinaceus (little skate), 3559 nucleotides. It is a transcript of the gene igfals, whose product is annotated as insulin-like growth factor binding protein, acid labile subunit. The record is from RefSeq and is a predicted model, not a curated record. Gene Ontology annotation, molecular function: protein binding. The coding region runs from base 1617 to 3446 and encodes 609 amino acids. The transcript has 2 exons. Lineage: Eukaryota; Metazoa; Chordata; Chondrichthyes; Rajiformes; Rajidae. Gene Ontology annotation, cellular component: extracellular matrix.